AUGUCGCCAUGUCACUCAGUGGUCAGAUUAGCUAGAUUUUGUCACCGUGCGGCUGGACUCCGCGAUUUAUUUAUUAUUUUUUCAUUGCAUUCUUCGUGCAUAUAUAAAGUAGCUCCAAACCACUGUGUAUCUACUCUGCUGCAACGCCUUUUACAGCUGACACAGAAAUUGAUCUGGAGCAGAAUUCCUAUUGAAUGUUUUGAGGGCGACUCCAACUCGGAGUUCCCGUUAUUCAAUUUGGUGCUGCCAAGUACUUUGAAGCGAGCGAUGCCAAGAUUGCCCAAGGCAGCGAACGUUGGAACAGGAUAUUCAAGUUUCUGGCAAGUAGCCUAUUUUCUGAUCACCAAGGUUGCUCCGAGAUUCGCGCUCUUUGAACGGGAUAGAGAAGAACGAUUAUCCAUUAUAAUCAUGUCACCUCAGCCAGGAUUAUCAUAA
Molecule: messenger RNA, 435 nt
Organism: Ogataea haglerorum
Lineage: Eukaryota; Fungi; Ascomycota; Pichiomycetes; Pichiales; Pichiaceae
Exons: 1
Coding region: 1-435 (144 amino acids)
Source: RefSeq, a predicted model, not a curated record